CUUCAAUACGAGUACCAUCAUAUAGACAGUCAGCAUCAUUACCGUGAUGACAACUGCAAGAUGGACAAUAUACUCCACACCCUUAUAUGUCUUGCACACACGUAGCUAACGAAAAACACUCUUAUAUAGCACCGCCUAGUAGCCUAACUGAUUAUCAGAGUACACAAACACACCUUUGCACCUUCUGAGAACUAUUGAAGCGCCCCAGAAUGGCAAACCACCACCCUCUCUUGUCUGCCUUGCCACAACCAUCACCCACCACAUACGGCGCCUCUCUAUCCGUACAGACCAGAGCCAAAAAUCUACUCAGCAUGAGCUCAAACACAAACACAUCCCCCUUAAAGAGGUCCAAAUCCACAAUCCCGAUGCCUGGGGCUAGACCGAAAAGGUUAUCGACUACUUCAAGUUUGGUGAAGAGAGGUUCGAUAAUGAUGAUGGGGGAAUUCGGUGGCGAUGGGUCGGGAGAUGAAAAUGCUGGAUUGAAAAGGAUGAACGACGAGCUGAACAAGACAGUUGCAGCAUUACGCGGUCGUAUAUCGGAGCUGGAGAGUGCUAUAGACCACGGCACAGGCCCAGAGGUUGAGAGACUGACAAAAGAGGUUUCUACCCUGGAAGAUCUGCUGGAGGAGACGCAACGAGAUAAUAAGGCGAAACAUGCUGAGAGUGAAAGACAGAAACAGUAUGUCAAGGACUUGGAGAACCUCUUGACUGAACUUGCUGGACCACACUGGCGUAUCCAUCACGGCAUUGUUUCUCCGCAUGCACCUACCGCAAACAAUGUCACCGCCCCUACCCCCCUUCCCAAACCCAAACCUAUCCAUUCUUUACGUCAUUCCGUCUCUUUUUCCAAUACACGUUCCGGUAGUAAACUGCACCACCGUACGAGCUCCAAUUUGGAAUUGGCCGCAUCAAGCAUAACUCUGCCGGGGAUGGCGUUGCAAUCUGUAAAAGAAGUCGGUGAAGCAGACAAUAAUACUCCCACAGGAGCUUUGAAGCGACUAUGUGUGAAUUCAUCCACAGAAUUAAAGGGCAUGGGACAGGACACAAGGAAGGCCAAAAAAGAGCUGGAGGACGUGGUGUUGGUCAAAACACCUAAACUAAAUAAUGAUUUGACGCUGGUCGAAAAGUGUGCUUUCUCAAAAGCAACACCGUGCCUCAAAUCAUGCGAUGUUAAUCAUGAAAAGCUGGGCCAGAUACUCGGUAUUCUCUCGUCACUUGACCCCGGCAAAUUGUUGGCUUUGAAUAAUGCGGGUCCCUGCGCAGAACCUCACGGCGAUGAGAAGGCAGCGAGAAUGCGUAAACAGGAAAGUAGUAUGCUUCGGCGCAUGCUCGAUGAACAGGAGAAGAGACUAAAUGAGCGAGAAGGGCGUUUAAAGUGGAUGGUGGAGAUGGUGCGAGCAGAGAAGGGUAAAUAUGAUAGCAGAUCCUGUUAGUAGUAGCAGCGCAAGGGUUUAGCCGUAGUAGUGAUAAAUGUAAUGAAAACGCU
Messenger RNA from Cryptococcus deneoformans JEC21, 1486 nucleotides. RefSeq lists its product as hypothetical. Bases 210 to 1433 code for a protein of 407 amino acids. The record is from RefSeq and is a predicted model, not a curated record. NCBI's taxonomy places the organism in Eukaryota, Fungi, Basidiomycota, Tremellomycetes, Tremellales, Cryptococcaceae. The transcript has 7 exons.